This is a messenger RNA of Lutzomyia longipalpis, 1075 nucleotides long. RefSeq names its product spindle and kinetochore-associated protein 1-like. Gene Ontology annotation, molecular function: microtubule binding. Gene Ontology annotation, cellular component: spindle microtubule; mitotic spindle; outer kinetochore. Lineage: Eukaryota; Metazoa; Arthropoda; Insecta; Diptera; Psychodidae. The transcript has a single exon. Gene Ontology annotation, biological process: mitotic cell cycle; regulation of microtubule polymerization or depolymerization; chromosome segregation. Bases 100 to 951 code for a protein of 283 amino acids. The record is from RefSeq and is a predicted model, not a curated record.
ACAGCUGACUUUUGAAAGCAUUCCUCCAGUUUUUGAGAUUUCCGCGCCACAAACUAUUGAGGUUUGUUUUUUGUAACAUUUGAGAACAUCCAAAAAACCAUGGACUUCGGGAAGCAACUGAAGACUCUCUUUGAGAAGAUUGAGAACAUCAAGAUUCACUACAGCAUCUGCAUAAGUAAGGGAGAUCACACGCAGGAUUGCAAGACGCUCCAGGAAACGCUGAAGAAUGUCCAAGAACAGCUCCAGGAAUGCCAACAGCACCUCAAUGAGUGGCCAGAAUUGAAGGCAAAGAUACAGCAGGAAGAGGAGAAUAUCCGACGCUACAAGCAAUUUAUGCUGAGGGCUUUGGAGCUAAUUGAGGAACUUCCAAAAGAUCAACCAGCUCAACCCACAGCUCCGGGCAUGGUAACUCCUACGUCAGUGCUACGGGAGAGGAACUUCGAAACUCCCGGAUCGUAUCAAAUUCGCCGGCUGCCAUCGAGUGUUUCUAAAACUCCCUCAUCUGUUAUGCGUUCCGGAAUGAGAGCAAAAUCUCCCUUUGUCACACGAUCCUCCAUAAAUCCACAAGAAUUUGACUUCUGUCUCGCCCCUAGGCACUUUGAUUCCAUCCCAAAAUACAUGCGGGGCCGGGAUACAAAGGAGGAUCUUCAGAAUUUCCUGGAUGGCGUCAUAGGUCCAUGCUUCUGCGAAAAGUACUCAAUGAUGUGCAGAGAUCGCAACAGCAUCCCAAUACGUGAGAGAAAUCUCUUUGAUCUCUUCUACGAGCAGGAAAAGGAUUUCCCCAAUAGGAAGUUCAUCACACAGGGUGACAUCUCACGCUACCUGGGUUCAAUGCUCGAUAAGCGUACCAGCAGUCGCAUUCAGAUGCUGAGACACAUCAAAAUCCUCCAGGAUGUCCGGAAGAAGAGCAGCAUCUACUACAUUUGGCUACCAGUCCUCAACACGGAAUGAUUUGAUGGAUUUGAUUUUCCUUCAUUUUCUAUGAAUUUUCUUUUCAAUUUUUAUAUAAAAAAAAUUGUUUAAUAAAAUUAUUUUUAUAAAAAGACGUUGAAAUUGAAUAAAAUUUUUUUUCCCU